UAGGGAUGUCUUCCUCCAACUCGUUGGGUUGGUGGGGGCGGCGGCCGCUUCGUUCAAUUGCAUCGGAUCUGAUCUCGAUUCGCUCCCGCCCCGCCGUCCAUCUAUCACCCACCACCACGGCUGUUGCGGCAAAGGCCAUGCCUGCGCGCGUGGCGGCGGAGAUCGCCGCGCUCCCGGAGCCGCGCGGGCCCAUGCGCCGCCUCUGCGGCGACCUCGCGCGCCGCAUCCGCCUCCUCGCGCCCCUCCUCCAGCAGCUCCAGGGCGCCUUGCCUCUCGCCGACGCACUCGGGGCAGCGCGCGACCUCCUCCGCGCAGUUCACGACGGCAGCAAGAUCUACCAGGCAAUGCGAGGGGAUGGCCUGCUCGACCGCUUCGCAAGCGUCAACAGGCAGAUUCAGCUGGCCCUGGAUGCCUUGCCUUACCACACCUUCGACAUGCCUGAAGAAGUGCAGGAGCAGGUCGCGCUUGUGCAUUCUCAGUUCAAAAGGGCUGCCACCAGAACGGAUCCACCAGACGCGCAGCUAGCAAAGGAUAUAUCCUCCGCCCUCGCUGACAAGACCUUUGACCCUCUGGCUUUCACAAGGAUCUCAGAGAAGCUGCAACUGCAGACCAUGGCCGAUAUCAAGAAAGAAUCUGUCGCCCUGCACGAGAUGGUCAUCUCCAGUGGCGGCGAACCUGAUGGCUGCGUCGAGGAGAUGUCUUCCUUGCUCAUGAAGCUCAAAGACUGUGUCAUCACUGAAAAAGCUCCCGCACCAGAGACACUCACCGCCAGGUCUGCCUCCAUAAAGCACAGAUCUCCAAUCAUCCCUGAUGAAUUCAGAUGCCCGAUAUCCCUUGAGCUCAUGCAAGACCCUGUCAUCGUUUCCAGCGGACAGACAUAUGAGCGAUCGUGCAUCCAGAAAUGGCUUGAUUCUGGACACAAGACGUGCCCUAAGACACAGCAGCCUCUCUCACAUACCUCACUGACACCAAACUUCGUCCUCAAAAGCCUAAUAGCUCAGUGGUGUGAAGCCAACGGCAUUGAGCUUCCGAAGAACAAGGCAAAUUCCAGGGAUAAGAAAUCAGCAAAAAGCUCUGACUAUGACCAUGCUGGUCUAGUCUCGCUAAUGACCAGGCUGAGGGGUGGGAACCAAGAUGAGCAGCGGGCUGCUGCUGGUGAGAUCCGUUUGCUUGCAAAGAGAAAUGUCAACAACCGGAUAUGCAUUGCUGAAGCAGGAGCAAUUCCCUUGCUUGUCAAUCUACUCUCCUCUUCGGAUCCAAGAACGCAGGAACAUGCUGUCACAGCGCUUCUUAACCUCUCCAUCCAUGAGAACAACAAGGCAAGCAUUGUGGGCUCUCAUGCUAUCCCUAAAAUUGUGGAAGUGCUGAAAACUGGGAGCAUGGAAGCCAGAGAGAAUGCAGCCGCCACAUUAUUCAGCUUGUCAGUUGUCGAUGAAAACAAGGUUACAAUUGGUGGUGCUGGCGCAAUACCUCCACUCAUUAAUCUUCUGUGUGAUGGGAGCCCAAGAGGCAAGAAAGAUGCAGCAACAGCAAUUUUUAAUCUGUGCAUAUAUCAGGGAAAUAAGACCCGAGCAGUCAAAGCUGGAAUCGUCAUCCAUCUGAUGAACUUCUUGGUGGAUCCUACCGGGGGAAUGACUGAUGAGGCACUCACUCUUCUGGCUAUCCUUGCUGGUAAUCCUGAAGCCAGGGCUGUAAUUGCACAGUCGGAUCCGAUUCCCCCACUUGUAGAGGUAAUUAAAACAGGGUCUCCUCGCAACAGAGAAAACGCUGCAGCCAUUCUGUGGUCGCUUUGUUGUGCUGAUGUUGAGCAAACGAGGGCUGCAAAAGCUGCUGGAGCGGAGGAUGCACUCAAGGAACUGUUGGAGUCUGGCACGGACCGUGCAAAGAGAAAAUCUUCUAGCAUUCUGGAACUCAUGCGGCAAGCUGAAGAAGCUUGAACCUGGCCCUUGUAGAUUUUCUGAAUUGAGGUUGUGGCUUUGCUAUAUUGUACACAAAAAUACUAAAUGCCUCUUAAUAGUGUUGACAUUUGAGAUAUAUCUGUAGGCAGGAGUGUUAAGAUUUUAAGAAUUUUCUGUAAACAUGUAAAUUGGUUGUAUAAUAUUGAAAGUCAGCCCAAGAUGUACUUUUGAUUUGAAAAAAGGAUACUGUAGACAUCUGUAUGUGAUUCAACUUGGUGGUUAUUAUUGUUUCA
Messenger RNA from Panicum virgatum (switchgrass), 2191 nucleotides. RefSeq names its product U-box domain-containing protein 12-like. The transcript has 4 exons. Gene Ontology annotation, cellular component: cytoplasm; nucleus. The coding region runs from base 6 to 1937 and encodes 643 amino acids. Lineage: Eukaryota; Viridiplantae; Streptophyta; Magnoliopsida; Poales; Poaceae. The record is from RefSeq and is a predicted model, not a curated record. Gene Ontology annotation, biological process: protein ubiquitination. Gene Ontology annotation, molecular function: ubiquitin-protein transferase activity; protein binding.